Rotaria socialis is the source of this 1770-nucleotide messenger RNA. Lineage: Eukaryota; Metazoa; Rotifera; Eurotatoria; Philodinida; Philodinidae. The record is from the annotation of a GenBank genome assembly.
AUGACUGCAAGUCUUUUGACGCAUGAUUUAACUCAUACAAGCCGUUCGGUUAUAUCCAGUCUUGAAACAUUAAAACAAGAACAUAAUUUAUUACUUUCAACUUCGAACGAUGAAGAUAAACGUGCCAGUAUUAAACAAUCUCUCGAAUCUAUUGAUUUGGGUAUGGGCGAAGCAGUGGUCAUGUUACAACUUGAACAUCAUUUAGAUGAUCUUGAUAGUGAAACAUAUAAAUUAAUGUUACAAGUACGACGAUUAACAGAAGAAAAUAGUUGGUUGCGAGAUGAAUUAUCUGCGACAGAAAAAAAUCUACAAACAAGUACACAAAUAAAACAAGAGUAUGAAAAAGAUAUUCUUGUAUUAAACGAAUCAUUAGCAUCUAUUGUUGACAAUGAAGAUUUACAUUUAACUAGUUCAAUAGAUAUUGAUAAAGAUGUACCACCUGAAAUCAAAGAACAAACUCCAGUAGUACCUAAUCUUAAUACCGAUGUAAAAAAUUAUUCGGAAGUGCCAGCACGUUUUCGUACACUUCAUAAUCUUGUGAUACAGUAUGCGCAAGCUGGUCGGUAUGAAGUAGCUGUACCAUUAUGUCGACAAGCACUUGAAGAUCUUGAAAAAAGUCAUGGUCACACACAUCCCGAUGUAGCAACGAUGCUUAAUAUACUUGCAUUAGUUUAUCGAGAUCAGAAUAAAUUUAAAGAAGCAUUACAACUAUUAACUGAAGCUUUAACUAUACGAGAAAAAACGCUGGGUUUUGAACAUCCUGCAGUAGCAGCAACUUUAAAUAAUUUAGCUGUACUCUAUGGGAAAAAGAAUCGAUAUAAAGAAGCAGAGCCAUUAUGUAAACGAGCAUUAGAAAUUCGAGAAAAAUGUUUCGGUGUUGAUCAUCCUGAUGUCGGUAAACAAUUAAAUAAUUUAGCAUUAUUAUGUCUCAAUCAAGGCAAAUAUGACAAAGUUGAAGAAUAUUAUAAACGUGCUAUUGAUAUAUACAUAAAACAUUAUGGGAGCAAUGAUCCAAAUGUUGCCAAAACAAAAAAUAACCUUGCAUCAGCCUAUUUACGUGAAGGCAAAUAUAAGCUAGCAGCUCAAUUGUAUCAAGAAGUUCUAUCGAAUGAGCAAUGUCAAAAUUCAGCGAAUAAUGUAAGCACAACACCGAUUUCAAUACGAGAUGGUUCAACAGUAAUGACCACAUUAAAAAAUCUUGGAGCACUUUGUCGUCGACAAGGUUUCUACGAACAAGCAGAUUAUAUUGAAUCAUGUGCAACUAAAGCAAUAGAAGAUCCAGGAGCUAUUGAUCGCGCUUUAUAUCUUUUACGACAACUUCGAAUCUAUGAUGAUAACAAUCAAGGAACAAUACGACGCGCUCAACAACAACCACCUCCACAAGAAUAUGGGCAAUUACGUCGUAGUGGUUCAUUUCAAAAAUUACGGCAAAGUAUUCGGCGUGGUUCAGAAAAACUUGUACAGAAACUUCGUGGAACAUCAUCUACUGGUUGGAAUAACCAAUCAAUAAAUUCUUCACAAUACGAACCGCAACCACAACCACAACAACAAUAUCAUCAACAACAGCGACAGCAAGAAGAUGCUAAUUAUGGUCCAAUGAAGCGUGCAUCUUCGAUGUCUGUUCUAAAUAAUGUUCCAUUACAACAGCAACCAAUGAACAGACCGUUAGGAGCAACAAAUUCCGUGGAACAACAAAAUAAUUCUUCAUUCAAACAACAGUAUUCGUCGAAAUUUAGUGGUCGACUGACCAGUGCUGAAAAUUUUCAUUGA